UCAUGUGGCGUCAGUUUAAACUUGGCGAGACCAUUGCAGGAGGCAGUUCCUCAGUAUUCAGCAGCAGAGAAGCGCAUUCUGUCUGUCUGUGACAUCCUCAAACCUCUUAUAUCGCAGCCCUGUUUUUCACGCCUCUGUGGCUUUGCACUUUGUUGGACUUUCCGUACAGGACUUCGUAUAGCGCACGUGCCCACGUUUGGUGUUACAAAAGUGUGUUUGCAAGGUCCUUUCACUGGUUUCGUCGAGUUGCAUCUUGUUAAACAGACAAAGUGGAGCUGCUGACAUUGACUGUCUCUCUGCUCACGGGUCAUUGGACAGAGUAAGAGGUGUGAGGAGAUAAGAGGAAGACGACUGAACAUAAUCGAGCACAGUGAAAAGAGAGAAAGAGAGACCAAGAAGAGAGAAAGGCCUGAGAGGCAUUCGAUUAUUUGGGAGUCAUGGGGAAACAGAACAGCAAGCUGCGGCCGGAGGUGCUCAACGAUCUGCGCGAGAACACCGAGUUCAGUGAGCAUGAGCUGCAGGAGUGGUAUAAGGGCUUCCUGAAGGACUGUCCAACAGGUCACCUCACUGUGGACGAGUUCAAAAAAAUUUAUGCCAAUUUUUUCCCAUACGGAGACGCCUCCAAAUUUGCAGAACACGUCUUCCGAACGUUCGACACUAAUGGUGAUGGGACUAUCGACUUCAGAGAGUUCAUCAUCGCGCUGAGUGUGACGUCACGAGGAAAGCUGGAGCAGAAACUGAAGUGGGCCUUUAGCAUGUAUGACCUGGACGGCAAUGGUUACAUCAGCCGAGCCGAGAUGCUGGAAAUCGUACAGGCAAUCUAUAAGAUGGUUUCAUCUGUGAUGAAGAUGCCAGAGGAUGAGUCCACUCCAGAGAAGAGAACUGAUAAGAUUUUCAGACAGAUGGACACCAAUAAAGAUGGAAAGAUUUCUCUGGAGGAGUUUAUUAAAGGAGCCCGGAGCGACCCCUCGAUCGUCCGCCUCCUCCAGUGUGACCCGAGCAGCGCCAGUCAGUUCUGAGUCGAACAAACAUAGCACACUAUAACAGUGUUCACUCAAGACUAAAGUGAACAUGGUAAGUGUUUGUGUAAGCGUAAGAAUGUGGUUGUACUUAUCAUCACAUUUACUAAUUUGUCAGUGGCAUUAGGGACCACUUUUAAAAUGUGAAUGCUAAAUGGAGGCCAGUGAGCACUUAGAUCAGUCCUGUUAGCGGUGAUUUAGACAAAAAAAAAAAACUACCACUUAUGGACUGGGAAUAUAGUGUUGUGUAUAUCGUGUAUGUGUGUAUUAAAACAGCAGUUCAUAAUAUGGAAUGUUUAUAGCAAAGCAGCAAUGUUUGGGAUUGUGUUCAUUUUGAGGAGCAAUGCAUGAUCGGCCCUGAAACUAGGCGCCAGGUUUACUAACGUUUUAAAUAAAGAGGCUGAUUUGUGAGUGGAAUCUGCUAAACCGUAUCCAGAGCUAGUGGGUGUGUUGUGGGUGAUUUACAAAGAGUUUGUACAUUGAGUGGAUUUCUAUUGAUGGCUGUGGCGAGUUUAGAUCUCAGAUACUCUCCCAGCAGAAAACCAAUGCAAGACUAUGAAGAGGUGCAGUGCUACCCUGAAAAAAAUCAGACAUGAUUUGCUUUAAUACAAACAGGUGAUAUAAAUGCAAAUGUCCAUGCAUGCUGAUUAACUGCUAGAAACCUGGGCAGAGCAGUGGGAUGUAGACGAACCAUAAAUAUACAGCGAGACAGAAAUAAUCAGGAACCAACUCUGGUUUCUAUCUUAAGCAAGUAUUUUCCUUCAAGUGAAACUUUCUGUAUCUUCUAAACAUCUAUUAAAACUCGAAUAACCUAGUAAUAAAGCAGAUAAGAGAUCCCAGAAACUGCUUUUUAAAUUCACACCACCAGGUAACGAUUCCAGUUCAAGAAAUUGAUUAUAAAUUCAAUGAAUUUAAGAAUGAAACUAAGCAAGCUUGAGUUGGCUGUUUAAGAAUGGCUUUACAUCCCAAAAUACCAAACCUAAUCCAUCAGCUCUCAAUCACAAAUCCCACUGCAACACUAAUCUGAUCAAACAUGACCUAGCAAAUAUUAAGUACAUUCAAAUUCUAGUCUAUUCUAAACUUAGUUCUAGUUCUAGUUUUUUUAAUAUCAAUUUUAUUUGUAUAGCGCAAUGACAAUGGACAUUGCCUCAAAGCAGCUUUACAGAAUAUAAGAAAUAUAGAACAAAGUUUUUAUACAAAGACUAAUAUUAUACAAAAGUUUAAGAUUAAUAUUAGACUUAUAUUUAAAUGUGUUUUGUAUUUAUCCCUAAUGAGCAAGUCUGAGGUGACUAUAAUAAGGAAAAAGUCCCUUUGAUAGAAAAGGACAUGAAAACUCAUUAAGAAAGAAUCUUAAUUCUCUUAAUUUGAGCCAUCGAUGAUAAUUGUGUCUAAGUGCUACAUAGUGUGAUGGGACUUACCAAAUCUAGACUCUAGAAAGUCACCUUUGGCAUGAAAUGUAACUCAAAAUGCCAUCUGGAUUAGCUAUCGCAAUGCCCAGAUCAGUACACCGGUGCAGGCAGGUAAAGAGCUGAUUAAAGGAAGUGAAACAAAAAAACUGGUGCAAAACAGUACUGUAGACUCUCGUUGAAUGUAUUUAGGUUAUUGGUAUUGGAUGUACGAAUGUGACUUUGGCAUUAUUUUGAGUCAGUGAGGCAUACUCUGUGUCUGAAAGCUUGUUUCACUAUAUACUAUAACCCCCUUUUGAUAUGAAGACGGAGUUGAAGAAUAAAUCCCAACAGAAUGAUUAAGUACUAAAUGAUCUCGAACUAUCUCAAGAAGCCUUAUUUAUAAUUUCUGGGUAUAAAGAUGUCUUUAUUAUUCAUUACUUCAUCCGUUAUCAAACGUUUAGUGCACGUUUACAAAUUCUGAAUAGAAAUGUAACGUUUUUGUAGAAUCACAGCUGUGUCUACAUUAUUCAGCUUGCAAUGUAGAAUGAUCUUAUUUUAACUUUUCAUAUUUUAAGGUAUAAAAUUUGUGUUUUUAUUUGUAACAGAUCUCAAUUGUUAUAUAUAAAAUGACAGCAUAUUUGUGCAUAUUUAUUAAACUUCUGCUUGACAGGUUUCUAGUAUUUUGUUCAUGAAUAUUCAUCGGCAUGUAUUACUUUUAGUGAUUGUUCUUUUAUAAAAGCGAUGAUUUGAUCAUGUUUGUGUUGAACUCUUUGCUUGUAUUUGUUGCAUGUAUUAUGGCAAUUUUUAGAUUGUAACUGAGUUAACUGUAUUGCUAUUGAUAUUUUGUAUUCUGUGCCCUUAUAUGUGUUAAUGGUGCAGUUUGACACCACUAAGGAAUGUAGUGAAACCCAAUGUGAAUGCUUAUCUACAUCUUGUUUCUCCAUUUUUUUUUAUUAUUAUUUUUUUAAAUAGUGCUCUGCCUUUCACAAACUGAUGCAUUAUAACAAUGUGCCACAUACUAUAUCUCCCUUCAUUUCUGUUGGAUCACGAGUUUCCACCAUGUAGAUGCCGAGAAUGCAACUUCAUCAUUUUCCUUUUUCCAUCACCAUAGAAACUGUGGCUUGAUUUGUAAGAUGCUGCUUGACUUGAGAUGGAUAUGGAGAUGCGUCUGACCUCGGUACUGGCCGUAUUCCAAGUCUUGUAAAAACACGCUGUCAGGAACAUGUCAGAUGAAGUGUUACUGGAAGUGUUAAGUAAACAUCUCCUAGUAAAAAAGAACCAGAAUGAAGGUAAAUCAAAUCAGCAUUUGAUCAUGAGCAUAGCAUUUUAAAUCCCUCCCUGACAGUUAUGGCAUGAAGCUAACAGAUCUUGACAUUUUGUAUUCAAAGAUGUUGUUCAUGGCUAUAACAGAUGUCCUGCAGUGUUUAUAAAGGGAACUGUGACCGUGCUGUUAUGCUCUGGAAUGUUAGUUACUGUUUUCGUUCUUCUUUUGUUUUCAUUAAAAGCUUGUGCUUCCUUCUUGGAUUGAAAUAA
Messenger RNA from Tachysurus fulvidraco (yellow catfish), 3940 nucleotides. RefSeq names its product hippocalcin-like protein 1. The transcript is spliced from 4 exons. The record is from RefSeq and is a predicted model, not a curated record. Gene Ontology annotation, molecular function: calcium ion binding. Bases 438 to 1019 code for a protein of 193 amino acids. Lineage: Eukaryota; Metazoa; Chordata; Actinopteri; Siluriformes; Bagridae.